GCCGUGGCGUGCUCGUCAGCGUGUCGCUCGUGCUCGCCGUCGUCGACGUCGCCGCCGCCGCCUGCUGUCGUCGUGGCCGUCGUCCAGGCCGCAGGCCUGGGCGGCCCUGGCCGCCGAGUGAGCGCCCUUCGAUGGCCCGGGGCCGGCGCGCCCCGUGGGCAGAGCGCGGCAGCGCCAACGGCAGCGGUGGCGGUGGCGGCAACGCCAGCGCCAACGCCAGCGCCAACGCCAACGGCAGCGGUGGCGGCGGCGGCGGCAAUGCCAACGCCAAUGCCAACGGCAACGGUGGCGGCGGCGGCCGCCGCCACCGGGACAGGGGACAGGGAGAGGGACAGGGGCGACAGGGACAGGGACCCGCUGCCGCCGCCGCGGCCUCCCCUGGUGGCCCCUGCGCCCCCGCCGCGGCGCUCCCGCGGCAGCCGGAAGACCGCGAGGCCGGCUGGGCGAACUGCACCCGCUUCGACGAGGCGAAGCACCACCUGA
Prorocentrum cordatum is the source of this 483-nucleotide messenger RNA. The record is from the annotation of a GenBank genome assembly. NCBI's taxonomy places the organism in Eukaryota, Dinophyceae, Prorocentrales, Prorocentraceae.